Penicillium angulare is the source of this 1050-nucleotide messenger RNA. Its product is annotated as CAAX prenyl protease RCE1. Bases 1 to 1050 code for a protein of 349 amino acids. Lineage: Eukaryota; Fungi; Ascomycota; Eurotiomycetes; Eurotiales; Aspergillaceae. Gene Ontology annotation, molecular function: metalloendopeptidase activity. Gene Ontology annotation, cellular component: endoplasmic reticulum membrane. Gene Ontology annotation, biological process: CAAX-box protein processing. The record is from RefSeq and is a predicted model, not a curated record. The transcript is spliced from 4 exons.
AUGGCUCCAGUCGGCAUCCUGGAUCGUCUCAAGAGUCUGUACAGUAAACAUCAGGAUGAGCCGUCCCUAUCGGUACACACCGUCAUUCUAUUCUCGGUCGCCCUUACUUUGGUUUAUGUGGUGCCUUUCUAUCUGUCACCCACAACUCGGCCUUCGCCCAGUCUCAGCCGCGAUGCCCCAUCCGUGAUCCGCGCCCGCAUCCGCGCCGUCUCGGGCUCUUGUAUUCUGUCUUCAUUGGUCGUGCUCUGGUUGAUCAUUGAUCAAGGAAAUUCUUCCUUGGCCGCCGCAAUCACUCUAUUGGGCUGGUGGCCUAUCAGCUUCGCCGAUAUUGCCCGCACUCUGCUCCUCACGGCCAUCCUUUUCAUUGGCCCACUUUUUGAGCGUGGUGUCGUAGAGGGAGAAUGGCGAUCGUGGCUCCGGGGAAGUAAACUCUCCGAAAGCCUUGGAGGCUGGAUCGGUUGGAGAAAUUAUGUCGCUGGCCCGCUCACGGAAGAGAUCAUGUUCCGCUCAGCUAUCAUCCCACUUCAUUUGCUAGCCCAUGUGGCUCCAAAGCAUAUUGUAUUCAUCGCCCCAUUGUACUUUGGCAUUGCACACAUUCAUCAUUUCUAUGAGUUUCGCCUCACCCACCCGGACACCCCCGCAUGGGCGGCCUUGGUGCGCUCUCUCAUCCAAUUCGGCUACACCACUGUUUUCGGCUGGUAUGCCACUUUUGUUUACUUGCGCACCGGCUCUUUGUUCGCUGUCAUUCUAGUCCACAGCUUCUGUAACUGGUGUGGCCUGCCACGCUUCUGGGGCCGUGUUGAAGGCGUCGAACCUCUCGACCGACCCAUGACCCGCGGCAAGGAAGAUUUCAAUGGAUCCCCUAUCGAGGUUGAAGAUGAUCAAUUAAGCAUCGGAUGGACUAUUGCGUAUUACUUGUUACUUGUUUUUGGUGCCGUGGCCUUUGCACGGCUCCUGUGGCCUCUGACCGAGUCAUAUCAUGCUUUGGUCUCAUUCUCUUCCUCUGUUUCCACCCCUGCGACUUCAAGGGGAUCAAGCUUCUCUAGUUAA